Molecule: messenger RNA, 1197 nt
Organism: Dioscorea cayenensis subsp. rotundata (Guinea yam)
Lineage: Eukaryota; Viridiplantae; Streptophyta; Magnoliopsida; Dioscoreales; Dioscoreaceae
Product: zinc finger protein GIS3
Exons: 1
Coding region: 380-1060 (226 amino acids)
Biological process (GO): cytokinin-activated signaling pathway; gibberellic acid mediated signaling pathway; trichome differentiation
Cellular component (GO): nucleus
Molecular function (GO): transcription cis-regulatory region binding; DNA-binding transcription factor activity
Source: RefSeq, a predicted model, not a curated record
UCAUUCAACACAAAACCAACCCCAAACCCUAAUCUCUUUCUACCUCUCCUUCCUCUUCCCUUCUCUCACUCAAACCCUUACCCAUUUAUAAUAUAAUAUAUUAAACAUAUAUAUAUAAAUAAAUAUAUAGCACAGUGUCAUUAUCUACUCCACUUCAGUGUUGAGGUGGUUUGACUCUUCUCCUUCACAAACCCUUAUUAUAUUCUCAUAACCCUGCAUGUCUCCACAUAUAAAUACAACCCUUUCCUCCCCUCCAUAAACACCACUCCACCAUCUUCAUCUUCCCUUCUCUCUCUCUCUCACAGAGAAACAGAAACUAUAUUAAGGUUCUUGUUGUUAUUAUUAUUAUAUAUAUUAUUAUUAUAUACGUAAAUCAGUGAUGGAAGCCAUGCAAAGCCAAACAAAGACAAAUAGCAACAGCUCUGCAAAUCCAUGUCUCAAGAUCUUUGGCUUCAACGUCUCAGAAGACUCUGACGUGGACCACCACCACCACCACCAAGCAACGCCGGAGGCUGGAUCUCCGUCGUCAACAACGACCACCGCCGGUGAGCAACGUAAGUUUGAGUGCCAGUAUUGUUACCGCGAGUUCGCAAACUCUCAGGCUUUGGGCGGUCACCAGAACGCGCACAAGAAAGAGAGGCAACAGCUGAAGCGCGCCCAGAUGGCGGCGCACCACACCGCGACCGCUCACCGCUCACCGCCCGGUACGUUGUACCCGCGGAACCCGAUGGUAUCCGCUUUCGCACCGCCACCUCAUCUGUUCCCCGUGGACCCCACCGCGCCGAGUUGGAUCUAUUUCUCCCACGCUGCUGCUCCGGCGAUACACGUGUCACAUGGAUGUGCGAUGCCGUCCGCUGUUCGGGCACCGCAGCAGUUCUCGUUCUCGCCGAGUGAUGAGAUUGACUCGGCGAUGGAUCUUAGAACUCGGCCGGGUCAAUGGAACUCGAUCAGUGGGUUUGGUGGCGAUUCGGGACACGUGGAGGCUGGUGGGCAGCCGGGGGGAAGUGAUGAUGGGUUUGGAUUGGAUUUGCACUUGAGUCUCGCACCCGCUGGCUCGUGACUCGUUCUUAACUCAGUUUAGUUGGGUUUGGGUUCAUUAUGAUGAAUUAAGUAAUGAGUGGAUUAUUAAUGAACUUUGUAAUUUUUUUUUUUAAAUUAAAUUCUUUAAUUUGAUAACCUUUUUUCUCUAUUUCUUUA